AUGGCAUCAUCAACAACUUCUAUUCUUUCGACCUCAUUUCUUCCUUCCAAACCAUUUUUUUCUCAAAGAAGAAGAUCAUCAACAAAUACAAGAACAAUAUUGACUUUGGCUAUGCGAAAAGAAGCACAUGAUCAGAACUCUAAUAAUGGUAGACAUGUGGACGAGAACAUGAUUGUUCUUAGAAAGAGGAUUCAAGAGAUGAAGAUGAUCGAGAAGAAUUACGAGCCACCAGAAGAAUGGAUGGAUUGGGAGAAAAGCUUACAUGGGAAUUAUAAUUCGAGUAUUUGUGAAGCCAUGGGAUUUUUGCAAUAUAUGUUGAUGAAUACAAGGCCAAGCUUGGCUUUAGGCAUGGUUGCACUUGUUGCAUUGAGUGUGCCCACAUCAAUUGCAAUUGUCCUUUUUCAUCUCUUAGAGUUUACUAAAGGGAUUUUGGCUGGUGAUAAUAUUAUUAGUUAA
This is a messenger RNA of Lycium barbarum (goji berry), 456 nucleotides long. RefSeq lists its product as uncharacterized. The record is from RefSeq and is a predicted model, not a curated record. The transcript has a single exon. NCBI's taxonomy places the organism in Eukaryota, Viridiplantae, Streptophyta, Magnoliopsida, Solanales, Solanaceae. Bases 1 to 456 code for a protein of 151 amino acids.